UGAGUACUGAAAUAACCAAAAAGCCCAGUGGCCAAAACUAUCAAGGCACUGGGUCGGGAAAACUAUUUCGGCUCAAAGAGAUGGACGGCGAAGAAGGCAGCGGAAUACGGCGGAGCAAGAGAUUCGCCGGCGGAAAAGUCACCGGCGGCCUAGAGGUCGAGUACAAGACAAAAUCCGGUACCGCUUGGAGCCACUCGUUCCUGAAUCAGAAGCCAUGGCACCCGCUUUCUUAUCCCAACCAGCGCCGCAAGUGGAUCGCCGAGCAGACUCACGCCCAACACGAUCGCAGAGCCGAAGAGGUGGCCCGUGAGUUUGCGCAAGAGCAGGAGUUCUUCAAGCAGGCGGCCUCAUCUCGAAGAAAGAAAGAGAGAAGAGUAACAUUGUUCACAAGUGCCCUAAUGCUUUGGAUUAGAGUUUCUGUAACUGAUGAUUAUAGUUCCGAAUUCUGGAAAAUCGAGGUGAUGAAAGCCGUGAGUUUCAUGUACGUUCGCCCACCUAGCUAUGACCCUGAAAGUGCCAGAGCAGCAGAAUACGCGGACGAGAAACACGAGGGUCAGAGUUCUUCGGCUCAGGAUCCCAUGGCAGACGACAAUGUUGUGUUGGUUCUAAGUAUACCAGUAGAAGCCGGGAGUGACCAUACAGGUAAGGAAAGGAAGAAACCGAGACCAAAAGUUGUGUUUGAAAAUGCACCAAGGCACGAGACUGGUAUCGCUGGGAGAGUAAAGCCAUUUGCAGUUGAAGAUGCAGUGAUGCCAAACGAAGAACUUCGAUUGAAAAGAGAUGAUCCAUUGACUGCUAUCAUUGCUCAUACAGAUCCCGGCGAGUGGGAAUUGAAACAAAAGCCGGGCUUGAGUCCUCCUCGUGGUGGUUUUGAUCUUGACGAUCCAAAUCUGAAGAUAUCUUCGACGAAUAUGGAGGGUUCCUUGAGGGCAGCAUCCCAAUAGAAUUACCGCAGAGUUUGUCAUCGAAUAACAAAAGAAAGUCCAAAAAGAACAAAAGCCACAAGAAGCAUUCAUCUCGGAUUGUUGAGGAAACUGAUGAAUUUUCCACAGGCUCAGAAGAUAGUAGGGAGAACAGAAGUUCGAAGAAGGGAAAAGAUAUAAAGAAGAAGAGCAAGAAGCAUUAUGAUUCUGACUCACUGUCCUCUGAAACUUCAGACUCCGGCAGGUACCGCCCGAGUAGGAGAAGACACAACAAAGCACUUAGAUCCAUCUGGGACAUUAAAAUCUGACGUUUAUCACCGAGGUAGCAGUGCCUGACAAAACGGUGUAUCUGAGCGGAACAAUAAAUUCUCAGUUUUUCCGGGGAAAUCGUUGAAUUUCUUACCAUCACCAACACUCGGACAUGUAUCCGCGGGGCGGCAAAAACAUAAACAACUAAAAAAAAACAAAAAAACCAAUUGGGUCUUUUACCGGGCCUUUAGGCACCUUAGUAGUUAUUGGGCCUUUUUCUUCUUGAAAUUGCUUUUUCAACAUUUGUUUGUUUUCGGCCUCUCCUCGUGCGUGGGAUGAGACAGUAUUUUCAGAGUACGGUUUAAAACUAUCUGAACCAGAUCAAUAAAGUAAUUUUUCCAGUGAAAAAAGAAAAGAAAAAAUUAAUGGUGG
Messenger RNA from Thlaspi arvense, 1604 nucleotides. Lineage: Eukaryota; Viridiplantae; Streptophyta; Magnoliopsida; Brassicales; Brassicaceae. The record is from the annotation of a GenBank genome assembly.